AUGCACUAUCAACUAUAAUUAGCAUUGUUGGAUCUCGGAGUUUCAGCUCGUGUAAAAUCAAACUCAGCAGAUAAUUGAACGCUUACUUUCAGCACGAGGUGUUUCCAGCGGAAGAGAAACAUGACAGAAACUAACAUAUUCGAUGAACAAUUGGUGGAACUGAAAACGGCGUUGGUUAAUGCACCGAUCAGUCUAGCGUCGUUCAGUGACUCAAUCGCAAAGCUUUUCAAUGAAUUUCAAGUAACGGGACGAGAUGCUGCCACAAAAGAUUUUGUUGAGGUUCGAGACAAUACGAGAAAGCAAGCAGUCGUGUAUAAGGAGAAAGUUCUUCCUUCUACUGAGACGGCUAUGAAACGAAUCGCAACCUACAUUGAGAUUUAUAUUGCAUUGACUUUUGAACAAUGGAAGGAUUCCCUUGACCCUAUUAUGAAAGCUUUGCGAGAAGCAGAAAUUGUGUGCGAGUUUUUGAGGGACCUGCACAAGGAUAUAAUAACUCAGUUAGAGAAAAACAAAUCUCAAGCAACUAUUGGGGUUGAGCAGCUUAAAAAAAUGAAAACCCAGUAUCAACAGGAACGUGACAAACUGGUGAUACAAGCAGAUGAAGCAGCAGCUAGUGCAGAAUCGGCCAAAUCAUGGGGAAAAAAUCUUGUUCCGGUCACGUUCGGCAUUUCUGCAUUGGUGGGAUCUGCUAUUGCCGAUAAUCAUGAAACAAAGCGGGAGCAACAUCUUUGUAAUGCUGCGGCGAGGGAUGAGAACGCAAAUAUCGCUGCUAAAGCUGCUGCACUCACAACUACAGAUUUAAUUCCGGCAAUAGAGAGCUUCAUUAAAUGUCUCGAGGUGUUUCUGAAGUUUGUGAACCUGUCAAAAACUAAGAUAGAAAGGAUGAGGGAUGAAGGCGACAAUGGUGCGCAGAAGCUUUUUUAUUUGACCAUGCAAAAGAAAGCGAAUGAUAUCAGCGGGCUGUGUGACAACUUUGUCAGUCUGACUGAUUGCAUGCGCACUAAAAUGGCUGCGCUGCCUAAGGAUCCGUCGGACAAGAAUUACGUGGACAAGUGGCUGGAGGAGCAGCUGAAAAACUUCCAACAGAAAAGUGGACAUAUGAACUUCAUGGCCACACUGCAUAACUUUCUUAAAAGUGUGAAGAAAUGAAACCAGAAAAAAGAUUCAUUUAACCAGAGAUUAUAAUACUAAUCACAAAAUUAUACU
Symsagittifera roscoffensis is the source of this 1206-nucleotide messenger RNA. RefSeq lists its product as uncharacterized. The record is from RefSeq and is a predicted model, not a curated record. Lineage: Eukaryota; Metazoa; Xenacoelomorpha; Acoela; Convolutidae. The coding region runs from base 121 to 1149 and encodes 342 amino acids. The transcript has 3 exons.